AUGUACUUCCAGCCUCCCGAAGAUCGGGGGGGUGGAGGUAGAGAACGGGCCGGAUCGCUGCACCAAGCCGCGGAUGGCGCUGAAUCGCCGGCGGCCGGCGGCGCCAACAUCAUGGGUUCAGCGCCUGCAACUUUUUGCCCCUCGCCGAUCUCACCGACGAGGCCCCCGUCCGCCCUCGCCGCGGCGGCGGCGGGGGCGGCGUUCAUUGCCUUGGAUGAGAGGGAUAGCUGCGACUUAGGCCAUCAUGCUCCCACCGCGCUUGACGACAGCGCGGCGGCGGGCCGGGCGCCUUCUUCGGACAACAUUGACCUUGGGUGGGGGGCAAUGGGCAACGCCUUGAUGGAGGAGGACGGGGAGGGGGAGGCGGAGGAAGCGGGCGAGGGCUACUCCUGUGCAGCAACCGACGACGCGCAACGGUGA
Messenger RNA from Ectocarpus siliculosus, 420 nucleotides. Lineage: Eukaryota; Phaeophyceae; Ectocarpales; Ectocarpaceae. The record is from the annotation of a GenBank genome assembly.